ACUGCUGGUGGGAGUGAGAGACGUUGGCAUCUGGCACCCGGCAGUUACAUUUUGAAAAGCUUGAAAUCAAAAUUGGAGAGAGAGAGAGAGAGAGAGAGAGAGGCGCUGCUGUUCUUUCUCAGGGAUCAUGUGUUCGAACAACCCCGCAAUCAUGGCUAGUUCUUUGAGUCCUCCCCAGCGUUAAUAUUUCAAGCUCCUCCUUAAAUCGCUCCUGCAAAAUCCCUCUGAUCUUCGCUACUGUCCUUUUGAGGAUAAAUUAGAAAUCGUUGAACAUUAUUAAUGGAUUUUAAAGCUUCUCGAUCCUCAACAAAAAGGACAAAUCAGAAGCUCUACUUCAAUCGGCCAUUGCCGAGUCCUUGAAGAUUCUCGCCUAACACUCGCCCAUUAUCUUCUUCUCCUCUUUUUAUUUCUGGGGCAUUUUGAGAAGCAAUCUCUGGUGGAGUUUGCUUGUGUUUGAGGGAAAGUUCAAUCGGAUGGAACCUUUGGUUAAGAAGAAUGGUGGAGUUUUUGGGAGUAGAAAAACUGGGUUUGAAUCUUUGGGAACUCGCGGAUUUGGGUCCGAGUUGCUCACCGAUUCAGCUAGUGAGUGUAGACGAAGCGGUGGUUCGAGCAGUCCCAGCUCUGAUUCCUCUACCGAUCACGAACGGAGGGCCAAGCCCAAGCACUGUUCUUCUUCUUCGCUGAACCCUUUAGGGUGGCCUAUUCGGAAGGCCAAGUGCUCGACUUCUGAUGUCAGUGAAGAUGAUGAACGCGAAUCCCACUCUGCUAAUUCAAAAUUUAAAACGCAGUGUUCGACGAUUUCAGAGAUUGAGAUGAUGAAAGAGAGAUUUGCGAAGCUGUUGCUCGGUGAAGACAUGUCAGGUUCUGGAAAAGGGGUUUGCACAGCUUUGGGGAUUUCAAACGCCAUUACUAAUCUCUGCGCCACGGUUUUUGGGCAACUUUGGAGGCUAGAACCGUUACCUCCAGAGAAGAAAUCGAUGUGGCAGAGAGAGAUGGAUUGGCUUCUAUGCGUCAGUGAUCAUAUUGUUGAAUUAAUACCCUCGUGGCAAACAUUCCCGGAUGGAACUAAGCUUGAGGUCAUGACUUGCAGACCACGAUCAGACCUUUUUAUCAAUAUCCCGGCUUUGCGAAAAUUAGACAACAUGCUUCUUGAAAUAUUAGAUAGUUUUAGCAGUACAGAGUUUUGGUAUAUAGAUCAAGGAAUCAUAUCAGCAGAUGCUGAUGGGUCUGUUUCAUUCCGUAAACCCCUUCAACGGCAAGAGGAGAAGUGGUGGCUGCCUGUACCCCGUGUCCCAGCUGGUGGUCUCUGUGAAAAUACUCGGAAACAGUUGCAGUACAAGCGUGAAUGUGCUAACCAAAUUUUAAAAGCUGUCCUGGCUAUCAACAGCACCGCUUUAGCUGAAAUGGAAGUCCCUGAUACAUACUUGGAAACUCUGCCAAAGAAUGGAAGGGCAGGCCUGGGCGACAUUAUUUACCGGUAUAUUACUUCAGAUCACUUCUCCUCCGAGUUUCUGCUUGAUUGCCUUGACCUGUCCUCUGAACAUAUUGCCCUGGAGGUUGUGAACCGUGUGGAGGCCUCAAUAUAUGUGUGGCGUCGAAGAACUCACUCAAAACCCAUAGCUAAUUCAAACCGCUCUACUGCAAAAUCGUCAUGGGAAAUGGUCAAGGAUCUAAUGGUUGAUGGAGAUAAGAGAGAAUUGCUUGCAGAAAGAGCUGAAAGUCUCCUCCUUUGCUUGAAGCAGCGGUUCCCUGGUUUGACCCAGACUACCUUAGACACCACCAAAAUUCAGUGCAACAAGGAUGUCGGGAAGUCUAUUCUAGAGAGCUACUCGAGAGUUUUGGAGAGUCUGGCAUUUAACAUUGUAGCUCGUAUUGAUGAUCUACUAUAUGUGGAUGACCUAACUAAGCAUUCGGAUACACUCUCAUCGGUUCCUACUACAGUCAGUGUCAUUGCUCACAAGAAGGUUUCAAUUCCCUACUCCAUGCCUAUGUCAAGCACUCCGUACAAAACAAAAUAUACCACGCCCAGCCGUUCACCUGCAUCAAUGGUUAGCCCUUCCAGAGGGGAGAGAACUCCUUUCCUCAGCAGCAACAAGCCUCCUCGCCGUGGCUUUGGAGUCAAAAGAGUCCUUACGAAUUAUCUCGGCGUGGAGACCAAAAGCAAAAGCUCUGGGAAUCAAACAGAGGGAUUGGGUUUGGUUUUAAACCCAACUGUUGAAGCACCUGCAUCUCGGACUGGCGUGGAAGGCUUGGAGCAUCAUCCGAAGUAACCGGCUGGCAAAAAUGGGAGUAGGUUGCGGCAAAGUGUUCAGUGAGUUCUCCUGAGCUGGCUGAAAUGGGGAGAUAAGAAAGAGGGACAUUAUUCAAGAACCAAGAAAGAUUAUAACCGGAGAACUCUUUGUAACCAAUUAUCUUGAUUGGUCAGAAGCAGAGAAUUAGUGUGUUGCUUGAUUUCCUUGUCUAUUGUAGUUCUUUUACCAAAUCAGGUUAUUUAGCACGUUAUAGUUUUAAGUGUAAAACUGAAAAAAGAUUAUAGUUGUAAUUGAGUGUAUUAUUUAUAGAAUGGGAAUUGUUUUAGCAAA
This is a messenger RNA of Malania oleifera, 2582 nucleotides long. RefSeq names its product rop guanine nucleotide exchange factor 7. NCBI's taxonomy places the organism in Eukaryota, Viridiplantae, Streptophyta, Magnoliopsida, Santalales, Ximeniaceae. The transcript is spliced from 7 exons. The record is from RefSeq and is a predicted model, not a curated record. The coding region runs from base 474 to 2270 and encodes 598 amino acids. Gene Ontology annotation, molecular function: guanyl-nucleotide exchange factor activity.